AUGAGAUGGCAUGUAGAUGGACGUGUUGACGAUCCGACGUGCAUGCGACACCCAUCAGAUUCGAAGGCUUGGAAGGACUUUGAUAACAAACAUAUGGGAUUUUCCAAAGAUCCUCGCAAUGUUAGACUUGGUUUGGCCAGUGAUGGGUUUAACCCGUUCAACAACAUGAGUAGACCGUACAGCAUUUGGCCAGUACUGCUUGUGCCGUACAACUUGCCCCCCUGGGCCUGCAUGAAAGAACCAUACACCAUGCUGUCGUUGUUAAUACCUGGCCCUAAGUCACCAGGUAAUGACAUUGAUGUCUUUUUGCGUCCGUUACUCGAUGAAUUGAAGGAGUUAUGGGAAGAGGGUAUUCGUACCUAUGAUGCAUACCGUGGGGAACACUUUAUGUUGCAUGCAGCGCUACUGUGGACAAUCAAUGACUUCCCCGCAUAUGCCAAUCUUUCUGGGUGGAGUACAAAGGGCAAGAUGGCAUGCCCUCAUUGCACAUCUGACACAAAUUCACAAUGGUUGGUAUAUGGCCGCAAGCAUUGCUAUAUGGGUCAUCGACGAUGGUUGGCCCCAGAUCACAGUUGGAGACGGAAAAAGAAUGCUUUUAAUGGUCAUGAAGAGCACCAACUCCAACCAUCAAGGGUCGAGGGAGAGGAAUUGCUACAACAAUUAAGUCAAUUGUCACAUGUUCAGUUUGGUAAAUCUUCUUCGAAAAGGAAACGAUCUCCCAAUCAUCUUAAUUGGACGAAAAAAUCAAUAUUUUUUGAGCUUCCUUACUGGUUAUCCUUAGGUUUGAGACAUAAUCUGGACGUCAUGCACAUCGAGAAAAACAUAUGUGAUAACGUCCUGGGAACAUUGUUGAAUAUUGAAGGAAAAACUAAGGACUCUGCCACUGCACAAAAAGAUUUGGCAAAUCUUGGAAUAAGGAAAGAAUUGCAUUUACAACAUGAGGGCGAGUCUACAACCAUGGGUCUUGGUUGCUAUAUGUUAAAUUUGAAUGAGCGAAGGGCUUUUUGUGCAUGGUUGUCAAAAGUUAAAUUCCCUGAUGGGUUUGCAUCCAAUAUUGCCCGGUGUGUCAAUGCUACCGAGGGAAAGAUCAGUGGAAUGAAGAGCCAUGAUUGUCACGUAUUUAUGCAAGCACUAUUGCCGGUCGUGAUUGGUGGGUUCUUACGGGCCGAUGUGCGUCAAGCCUUACUAGAGUUGAGUUGGUUCUUCAAAGAAUUAUGUUCUCGAAAGGAGGCUCUACUUGCAGGACCCGUGCAAUACAGAUGGAUGUAUCCUUUUGAGAGGUAUCUAGGAAAGUUCAAGCGGUACGUCCGCAACAGAGCCCGGCCUGAAGGCUCAAUUGCUAAGGCAUAUGUGCAUCUCGAGUGCCUUACAUUUUGCUCUAUGUACCUCCAUGAUAUAGAAACUAAGUAUAAUCGAGAGGAACGCAAUAGUGAUGUAGGUAUUGGUUCCACAGAGGAGGGGAAUAGGGCAAGUUUAUCAGUUUUCUCACAAAAAGUCCGACCAUUGGGGACAGGGCACUCCCACAAAUUAUCCGACAUACUAAUGGUCAAGGCCCGAUGGGAGCACUAUAACAAGAUGCAAGAAGAGAACCCUGAUAACAUCGAUCAUAGGCACCAGAGUCAGUUUCCAUCAUGGUUCAGGGCACGGAUUCGAGAGCUGCGUGCAGUUAGGCCAACAGAGGUAACCGAGGACAUAUAUGCAUUAGCAUGUGGUCCAGAUCCUUGGGUCACAUCUUAUAACGGAUGCAUAAUGAAUGGUGUGCGAUUCCAUACAAAAGAGCGUGAAAGGCAUCGCCGCACUCAAAACAGUGGGGUUGUGGUUCAUGGCGAGCAUCGGGGAUCCCCUGUUGACUUCUACAGUGUGUUGCAUGAUAUUAUAGAAAUACGCUACAUGGGUUGGCGUAAGGUUUAUAUAUUUCAAUGCACUUGGUAUGACGUUGGCGACCCGAGAAGGGGGAUACGGGUUAGGGACCACCUAACGUUGGUCAAUACUGCUAGGCAAUGGUAUAAAGAUGAGCCUUUUGCCCUUGCGUGCCAAGCAAGUCAAGUAUUUUAUCUGGCCGAUCCAAUUUUGGGUGGAAGUUGGCAGGUUGUCCAUAAGGUAACAAGUAGAAAUGUUUACAACCUUCGUGCAGUGGAUGCUGUUGGGGAUGCGCAUGAUGAUGGUGAGUCAACUUGGGGUGACUCAGAAGAUGAAGAUCGCAAUAAUCUGGACAACGUUCCCCCUAUUCUGAAUGUGGAUGAAUCCAUGCCCGAUCCAUUGAACCGACUCGAUCAAGAGCAUUUGCAAGUUGAUGCAACAAUGGUACAACGUCAAGACCCGUCCCAACCAGUUGACGAUGAUGUCUUUAAUGAGGCUGACCCACUUGACGAUGAAAUGGGGAUGGAGGACAUAAGUGCCACUGACAACUCGGACAACGAGUCCGACCAUCCUCUGACUAGGGAGGAUGAUGAUGAUUGCAGUAAGAUUUGA
This is a messenger RNA of Carya illinoinensis, 2472 nucleotides long. RefSeq lists its product as uncharacterized. The record is from RefSeq and is a predicted model, not a curated record. The transcript is spliced from 4 exons. Bases 1 to 2472 code for a protein of 823 amino acids. Lineage: Eukaryota; Viridiplantae; Streptophyta; Magnoliopsida; Fagales; Juglandaceae.